Messenger RNA from Linum trigynum, 342 nucleotides. The record is from the annotation of a GenBank genome assembly. NCBI's taxonomy places the organism in Eukaryota, Viridiplantae, Streptophyta, Magnoliopsida, Malpighiales, Linaceae.
AUGGAGGGGGAGGAGCUAGCGACGGAAGAGGCGGAGGCGGCGUUCGGAACUGAGCGAAAAAUUCAAUUUCGCUUCGCGGCGGUGGCCUGCCCCAUGGAAACAGCGACGAGCAAAGCACGAAAGUAUCCACCGGAAUAUCCUUGCAAUUUUCGAUCGGUUCGGGCGAUUCUCCUCCCUGCCUCCGCCGUCGGAGAGCAUGAUCUGUCGGUGUCCGUCGCUGCAAAUACAAACAGGGGGAGCUCGGUUCGGUCGUUACGAAGAGGAUUUAUUCGACGUCGUGGGAGGUGCCGAGGUGGGAGGAAGGAGGAAGAAGGGUUGGGUCAUGGGUUGGGUUGGUUUUAA